CAAAAAUACUUUGAAAUAAUCUUCAGACAAAGAUUUUGUCACGUUGUACGCGCUCGUGUUAAGACCACGGGCACGAAAUCGCGAAAAAAAUCUUACUUUUUCACUCAGAGAUCUACUCUACAUUUCCUUCUGUCAUAGCUGGGGCUGUACUGUUUGCGAAUUCGAUCAUUUCGAUGGGUCAUUCUUCGAAUAAAAGAACGAAGACACGGCUUAAGGGCUUGUAAAAUAUACUACUACUUUUAGACGGUACAGUGUGUGAAAAGUGUUGGUGAACAAAUAUAACAUCGCCUGUCGAUUAACCAAUCCGAACAAUCCAAACUGCCGGUUGGCUUUAUCAUUACUAUUUUUAUCUUGCCCGCUAUCGGUUUAUCAGUGAUCUGUGGUGAAUAAUUCAGUGGGGUGAAUAGAACUAAGAGCAUCACCGGGAAAAGCGACAGCUAAGAAAACUGCGCAGCUCGGAAACCGGAAAACAGGAGAGAGUACAUUUUCCUCAUUACUCCACCCGCCUGGUGCUCUCGAGUGUAAAAAUGGAGGACGAAAUGCAGGAGAUGAAAAAGCAGGGCGAAAGUAUUGCCCGUACGAAGACCGAAAUCGACAUCGAAAAUCAUGUGCUCCAAGCAACGGUCAAACUGUCGGAUGGUUCCGAAGGAAGGGUGUUUAGCCGCUCGCCCCGGAACAAGGACUUCCUGUUCUCGUACAGCUGUCACAUCUGCGGUGUCCCUUGUCUGGUUGGUGAACGGAUGCUGCAGAUUCACAUGGCCGGACGUCGUCAUCAGGCCCGGCUAAAUGUGAACGUGUUUGAUGCCGAACAGUAUCGGGCUUCCUUGGUGACAAAACCCAAACGUAAGACAACAUCACCGGGCACAGAUGGAACGUCGGCCGCAGACUCCGCGGACGGUGCAUUAGCCGAAGGGGAGAACAAACCUGCGGCGCAGCUUCAAGGCGUGCUGGAUGGCUACAGAUCGGGGCCACUCGUGGGUUUGGAGUACAUCAUCGAGGUGAAGGGCAACGACCUUACCUACCAGUGUGCCCUGUGCGAUAUUCGCGGUAAUAAUGAGAGCGGUAUUACGACCCAUAUCAUUCUGCCCGAGCACCGCAUAAAGUUUCUCGAGAAGCACUAUCCAACGGUGAUGAAGCAUCUCGCACCGUAUCGCAACAGGGCCGGCGCCGAUGCGAAGGAAAGUGUGUUUUGUCGGGUCGUACAAACGGUUUGCGAAGCGAUCGAGGAUCAUCAUGGACGAAUGACACCGCAGGCGUACGAGGGUGACGAUUUCUUUCGCAACAGGACAAAGUACAUCCAGGCUGUGAAGUUUGGCCAGCACUUUGACGAGCAUACUGGGCCGAAGUUUGUGGAGCUGAUCGAUAAGAAGGUACUGCAAGAUUUGAAGUCGGCCGCCCAGGAGAACCCAUCUGCUUCGGUCGAUGGUGAAGGUGGUGGCGGCGGUGGCGGUGGCGGUAUCGGUCACCGAAGGUAUCGCAACCGGAACGAGCGCGGUAGUCUCGAUUCAAUUUCUAGCUUGAGUAGCGCCAAUUCGGUGAUGAGUAUUUCAUCGAGUGGCGACCAAAACAAUGAUCACGAGCGGUUGCGCAAGCGCAGCCCCUUGAAUCGUUCUGGCGAUAGUGCUCAACGGUUUCGCCGACAGCCCGUGAAAGAUUCAAAAUUGCCCCCCAGCAAGAUGGCUCCAACACCAGCGGAACUGUCGCGACAAGCGGAACAGUUGGCGCACGAGCGCUACAAGUGGGAAAAGUAUCGCUGUACUGUUGACCUGGCCGUAGCCCAGUUGACAAAGCAGAUGAAGGAGUACGAGAAAAACCCGGAAAAACAUCCAAAGUACUCGGAGGAGUGGAAAAUGUUUUGGAACCGCCGGUACAAGGAGCUACAGGCGGAAAAGAAGGACCCGCAGAAACACAACUUCAAACCGGAAUGGAUCGAGUACUGGACGAAGCGCAUGAAGGAUCUUCACGAUGAGGAGGUGCAGCGCAAGAAGCUCGAAGUGCGCACAAAGUUGAACUUAACGGCGGAGGAGGAAGAUCGAACGAACGAACUGCGGGAACAGUACACUCUACGUGUGCCGCCAUCGGCCGGGGCGACGGUAGCGAAGGCCUCGCGUACGAACGACUCCAAAGCCAGCUACCGUGUCAGUGAUUCGGAAGACGAAGCGGACUACAAAGGUGGACAACCGCACGCGUCGGCGGCUCGUAGCAAAAAGCGUGCCGUUCCCGGAUCAUACUAUGCCGAAUGGGAACCACCAUCAUACAAGCGCGCUGCGUCGCAUUCGCGCCGCUCCCGCAGUCCGAUCAGCGACGAUGAUCCCAAGUGGAUGUACCGUGGAACACCGCAGGUGGGAAGCAAGCGUUCGGAGCCGCCAACGGUGCCGGACCAUGUGGAUUAUGACGAGUGGGCUAAGAACUAUUACGGUCCCAACAAUAAGGUCUUCGUACGCACGGAUUUUGAUGCGAGAAAUGCGGAACCGAUCAAUUUCAUUUCUGUUUUUCGUCUGCUGACCGCGUUAGAAGACUACCUUGGCAGCCUGGGACCGAAGGUGAUCGAUCUGCUGUCGAAGGGAUUGGCACUCGAAAAGGUUAAGGCAAACUCGGCCGACGAUUUGCUGCUGAACGAAGACAACAGUAUGUUCCUGGAAACGGUGAAGGAAAAGCUAAAGGGUCACAUGAUGGCCGGUACGAUCGAUCUCCCCAAGACGACAGCGAUCAAGAAGGCAAUCCAGAAUAUCGCUAGCCUGCUGCAUGAGGCUUCCAAGCGCGAGCCAGUGGCACCGAAACCGGCGGAGGAAGAAGUGUCGCGUGAUUCACUGGUGCCCAGUGAGAGUGGUGCGGCAUCCAUCGCUGCCUCUUCCGAGCGUGGGCGUAGCGGACUCGAUAAGACGGCCAUCGCCGGGCAACUGGCGAAGGCAUUGGUGGCUCAGGGUAAGACAGAUUUUUCCACCGAAGAGCUGGAGCAGCUUAUCAACGUUUACAUUGCGAUGGUGGAAAUGUCACGUGAAAGAAAAACCAUCAUCACCACCAAGACCUAUCUGACCGCACUACCCGCGGGCGGCGGCACUGGCAGUGGUGGUGGUGUAAGAAUUGGUAGUGAUAGUGCUGACGACGGUGGUAUGAUGCACAGAGAACAAUCGGGUGCGAUGAUAGGGCUGGGUCCGAUGUUUGAUCGUAAGCGAGUCGAUCCAUCGGCGAUGAAAGUUGGCCGAAGGGUACCGGAAGUUGCCAAGAAAGUAACAUCUGCACCGAUCGCCAAGAUCAGAUCAUCGACGAUGUUGGAGAACAUAUCCGAUUCCGAUUUGCAAACACUUCUUAAAAAUUUUAAAGACCUUGUGGGUGAAGAACAAAUGCAUCUGAUAUCGUAUCUGCGGAAGCUCGAGCGUUCGGAACCAGAGCGUGUAGAGCGUUUGCGCCACUACGUCGACUUCGACUCGUUGGACAAUUCUGGUGUGGCCGGCCGGACGUCGGAUGACGAACGGAACAGCUAUCAAGAUCCGGAUGAUGAUCUCGAUUUCGAUUCCUACCGACAAAACGCACCGAAUCGGCAGUCUCCGUCAAAUCACCGAAAUGUGUCACAAAAGCUUCCACCGAGUGCCACUCUAAAGCAAACGAACCUGCAAUUGGACAAACAGGCCAAACAGGCUAAACAGGACAAGCAGUUCAUGGAUGAUUCCGAGGAUGAUGAAGAUUACAGUUAUGAUGAUAUUUUACGUGCGGCCUCGAAGAACGUGUCGUCACUACCAGCCAGGGAUGUGAGUGAGGCACAUGACGCUAGUUCUAACCAGUCGCAGCGCCUGAACGUACCGGACGUUGCUUCCAGUGGUUCAAAUGCACCGGUUUCUUCGCUCGCCGAUACCAACAACUUGGUUGCGAAUUUGAUGGAAUCACUACAGAAAUCUUUCUCAGAUGCCUCCAAUAAAGGGACGGCAGGCUCAGCUGGAAAUAGCGAUUACUCGAACCCAAUAUUAACCAUCGGGUCGCUGGGUGGUAAUGGAGCACAGGGUUCGGACGGUGGAAUACCAGCGGCAAAAGGAGUGAGCAUUCCAGCGAUCAACACUUUCGGUACAAACGGGAAGGGACCGAAUGCCUCUGCGGUGGGACCGUUCUACCAACAACAGCCCAACAUGCAGGCGAUGAUGCAACAGCAGCAAAUGGCUGGUGCCUUUGGUCAGCACCAGCAGAUGUCCCAGACUCCGAUGCAACCUUUCGGACAGCAGUUUAUGUACCAAGGGCAACAGCCGUUUGCUGGAAACAUGAAUGGUGGCCAGCAGCAGAUGCAAGCGCAGCAACAGGCGGCCCAAUUCGGUUACGGAAAUUACGGCGGUUAUUAUUGAACAGAAAGAAAACCAUGAACUCCAUUUUCAUGUCCGUUCGUUGCUUUUUUGCACUUAAAAACACGAGGCCAUUUUUAGCAAGAAAGUACGAGAAUAAAGCCACCGAA
Molecule: messenger RNA, 4438 nt
Organism: Anopheles bellator
Lineage: Eukaryota; Metazoa; Arthropoda; Insecta; Diptera; Culicidae
Exons: 4
Coding region: 528-4331 (1267 amino acids)
Source: RefSeq, a predicted model, not a curated record